Ananas comosus (pineapple) is the source of this 927-nucleotide messenger RNA. RefSeq names its product protein SODIUM POTASSIUM ROOT DEFECTIVE 3-like. Gene Ontology annotation, molecular function: metal ion binding. The record is from RefSeq and is a predicted model, not a curated record. Bases 133 to 789 code for a protein of 218 amino acids. The transcript has 3 exons. NCBI's taxonomy places the organism in Eukaryota, Viridiplantae, Streptophyta, Magnoliopsida, Poales, Bromeliaceae.
CUCUCUCUCUCUCUCUCUCUCUUCAAAUUUCAAAAGCAGAUUAAAAGAGCACUCUCUUGUGAAGUUUCCUCCCUCCUUUUAGCCCUUUUAAAAGUACCAUCAUAUGCUUCUCACAAUCAUACUAUUGUUAGAAUGGCAUCUCUCCUCCGCAAGGAUAUGAAGAGAGUGAACUUCUCCUGCUCCUCCCCUGCUUCUGCUUCCACAUGCUCAAGCAUCACUAGCCCUGCAGUUAGUAGUCGCGCCCUCGACCGACACACGCCUCAUCUGAGAGACUCACAAAGAACAAAGUUUCACUCCUCAUCAAAGCCUAUAAUCAAAGAAAAAAGCCAAGUUAAGAGCAAGAAAGCCUUAGAAGAACCUAUUGGUCUUGUAAGCCCCGCAGACUCUUCGCGGUACCUACUUAGAUCUUCGCGGUACCGACCGGACGAUAAGGCGUUUAUCGACGUACUUCCCGAUUCUCUACCUGCUCCUGAGUUAGAACUCGUCGAGACAUCGAAGUUUCAGUCGAAAAGAGAAGAUGAAGGAGUUGUUUUGAGUUCAUCUUCUUCUACUAGACCACAAGACCAGGUGGUUGUUUUGAGGGUCUCCUUGCAUUGCAAGGGUUGUGCAGGUAAGGUGAGGAAGCACAUCUCCAAGAUGCAAGGCGUGACAUCCUUCAACAUAGAUUUAGUGGCGAAGAAGGUGACGGUGAUCGGAGAUGUUACGCCGUUGGGUGUGCUCAACAGCAUCUCCAAGGUGAAGAAUGCGCAGUUUUGGCCCUCACCUCCUCAAUCCGCGGUGCAAAUUUAACUUUCAAUUUUAUCGGUGUAAAUAAGUUAUAGUUUAGUUAUGGGACUCUAAUUUCCGUUUCAAUUUUUUAAUGAGUUCGAGUUUCUACGCAUUAUUAUUUCUCUUAUUUGGGGGAUUAAGCGGACUAAUUUUAACAUC